AUGGGGUGCGCUUCAGGUCCGUGGGCAGGCCAAAGAACGGAGGCGGAGUUGCACGCGGGUCAAAUCUCAGUCGGAGCUUCGAACGGGCUCAACGUAGAAGCAAACGUCGACGAGAUCAGGGGUCCGGAGACAAUUGGGAGAUGCGAGACAGAGGGAGAGGAGGAGGGACAGAUGGCCCACGAAUUUCGAAUUUUUAAACAACGGAACCGCCAGCCAGAGCAACGUGGGACGACAAGACGUCGGCGUUCGAUGGUCGGCUUAUAUAAUACAAACUUGCGGCGGAAGAUCAGCUUAUGUAAUAUAGACCAUUUUAGUGCGGUGAAAUUUACCCCACUGGACGGUACUAGCGCGUGA
This is a messenger RNA of Coccidioides immitis RS, 354 nucleotides long. RefSeq lists its product as uncharacterized. The transcript has a single exon. NCBI's taxonomy places the organism in Eukaryota, Fungi, Ascomycota, Eurotiomycetes, Onygenales, Onygenaceae. Bases 1 to 354 code for a protein of 117 amino acids. The record is from RefSeq and is a predicted model, not a curated record.